GCGUCGCCUGGUGGCGGGUUAGCGUUUUCCCGCCUUUUCCUCCUCCGCCUCCAGGUUCUUACGACGGACCAAAGGAAGCAGUUACAUCAGGGAGAUGGAAAGGGCGACAGCUGCUUCUAGCGCGCCAGAAGAGGACGGCGGCAACGACAGCAACACCUCCACUGGCGGCGAAGAGGGGGAUAGGAACACCGAGGAGCCCGUCGUGUCGCUAGCCGAGGUGCUGGCCGAAAACGAGGAGUUGGAGAAUGAAGCGCGCGCCGUGCUCGGCGGGAGCGACCACGAACGCUGCAGUUACUCUCAGGGUGCUGUAAAGAGGCAGGCAUUGUAUGCCUGCAGUACAUGUACACCACCAGGUGAAGAACCAGCAGGAAUUUGUUUAGCAUGCAGCUAUGAAUGCCAUGGCUCUCACAAGUUAUUUGAGUUAUAUACCAAAAGAAACUUCCGUUGUGACUGUGGAAACAGCAAGUUCAAAAAUCUGCAAUGUAAGCUACUUCCUGAAAAGGCAACAGUGAAUCCAGCAAAUAAAUAUAAUGAUAAUUUCUAUGGAUUAUACUGUGUUUGUAAAAGACCUUACCCAGACCCUGAUGAUGAGAUUCCAGAUGAAAUGAUUCAGUGCAUAGUUUGUGAAGAUUGGUUUCAUGGAAGGCAUCUUGGUGUUGUCCCUCCAGAUAGUGGGGAUUUUCAUGAAAUGGUAUGUCAGACUUGCAUGGAUCAUUGCCCUUUCUUGUGGGCAUAUGCCUCGCGGUUAGCAGUUCCAACUGUGACCAAAGUUAUUGCUGCAGCUGAUAAUGGAUCUGUGCUGAAUGUUGAAGAAACUGGAAUAAUUAAAAAUGAAAACAGUGUAGAUCAAAUGAAGACUGAAAAGAAAAUAGUACAAAUUAAUGAACCAUCCACCAGUUCUGGCAAUGAAUGUUCAGAGUCAGUUAAGAAGGAAAUACUCACUUGCAAGCUGCAAGAACUUCAAACCAAGCAGAACCUGAAGCAAAGCACAGCUACCUUUUGGCCACACAACUGGCGAAACAAAUUGUGCACCUGCAAAGAAUGUAUGAAAAUGUAUUCUGAUAUGGAAGUCCCAUUCCUAACAGAUGAAUGUGAUACUGUCUUGGCUUAUGAAAAUAAAGGGACAAAUGACCAAGAAGCAGAUAGAAGAGAUCCUCUAAUGGACACACUUAGCAGCAUGAACAGAGUACAGCAGGUAGAACUCAUCUGUGAGUACAAUGAUUUGAAAACAGAAUUGACAGACUAUUUGAGAAGAUUUGCAGAUGAAGGAACAGUUGUUAAACGAGAGGACAUUCAGCAAUUUUUCGAAGAAUUUCAGUCUCGAAAGAGGAGGAGGAUAGAUCAGAUGCAGUACUACUGUAGCUAGACUAGUUUGGAGGUCUUAAAAGACUACAUAUAUAACUCUCACUGCUAAAUUCUGGGGUUUCCCUCCCAAUUUAAAUCUAACGUCUUGUUCAUCUUGAUUUGUGUCCUAGAAAGCAGAGCUUAUUAUUUGCAGCCAUAUGCAUACACCAAUUUCCUAGUAACUAUCAUGGAUUCACAGAAUGUAACUUGUGUCAAAGAAGGGGUUGGUUAGUGUUCAGAAGAUACAUAUUUAGGAAGUAUAUUGAUCCCCUCCUAAGAUAGUAUAAGUGACAAAAAUCUUUUUAUGACUAAAGGAAAAACCUAGAUAAAUGUACUUAAUGGAUUAGCAUUCAGGGUCAAGGUACUCCUUUCUCAAAGAUUUAUUUUGAAUGCAAGAUUUCAUAUCCGCUUGGUUUUAGUGCAUUCAUUUAUAGUAUAUUCUGCUAGCUGUUGCUAUGAAAAAACGAUUUGGAUUAUUAUAUGGCUUGCUGAAAUAGUUGAAGUACAACUUUUAGCUAAAAUUAGACAUUCGUGACUUUUUUUGAGUCCAGAAUACAUAUUACAGACAGCAGUUACUGAUAGGCAAUGAUUGUACAAAGGUUUAGUGAUAUUAUCACCAAUGUUUUAACUGACUACCAGUGUAGAAUGUGUAAAUUGCUGUUUGGUAGGUGACAAUUAUCAGGUUAUCCAUUGACUUUUUAAAACUGAAAGGAGUAUCUGAAAACGUAUAUAAUGUAAUUGUAAAUGUUUAGGAAGAACAGCCUACAAAGCUAUUUACCAAACUGUAAAAUAUGGCUGUGAUCUUUUGUAAUUACGUUAGAGAAUGCAAGCCCUUAAUACUGCAAAGAAUGUUAAAAACUUCAUGUAAGUGCAUCUAUUUUCUAUUGGUUAAAUUUAUCACCUAACUACUAAAGAUUCACAGCAUUCACAUGCUGUAGACCAAUACCUCAGUAAAAUGUUUAAAGUUGGCGAGUGUUGUAAUAGCAAAGCGUAGUUCUAAACAUUUAAAGCUGAAAGUACAUUGUGCUUUUGCUCAUCCAGUAGUGUGCUUCAGCCUGAUUCCCAUCCUCACAGAGUUUUGAAAAGGAAUGAUAAUCCUCAGCUUUUCAUUGGUUAUGAUUUUUCUCUCUAGUUAUAUUUUAAAUUAAUUAAAAGAGUCACUACUAUAUGUGGUUCUCUUGAGUGCAGUGUGGCUUUAUAUUGCUGUUAGGAUGGUAUGAAAAAUAACAAACAUGAUUGUCAUGAAUAUCAGUUACUGUACUUGCCAGAUUAGAGCUAAUAAGCAAUUGUUCUACAUAAUUACAGAGGGUUUUUUUUUAAGAGUGUGUGAUGCAAUAUGGUAAAUAUGCAUUGAAGAAAUGUUAUCAGGCAGGGUGUUUCAGUUUCGGCAAUCUUUCAUAACACAAGAGGAACCCUCCAAGUAUUGCCAACUGCAGUUUACUAUUUUUUACUACUGGCAAACAUAAUAGGCAGAAGGAUAUCAAAAUCUAUCCCUGCUAGAGAGCAACACCAAACAAAAAUUACCCCAAUAAACUUGAAUUAUGACUGGUUUAGGAUGUUAAAGUGCCAAAAUGAUUAUCUUUUCUACUCUGCCCAGUAAGGAAUCUGAAAGUCCAGACAUAGAUCAACCAUUUGAUCUAAGCAAACUGUAAUAGAAUUCAAUUAAAUUGAUGAAUUACGCUGAUUUAUUGUAACUAUUUGAGCAAACAGGAAAUAAAUUACUUUUCUAAAGAACAGGUAUCUGCACCAGCAUACAAAAUCUUUCAUGCACAAAAAUAGGAAUAAGUUGUCUCCGAAAUACUUUUCCCUUUGUUGUUUCACUUUUAUCACUGUCAAUUUACUAAUAAAGUUGCACAUGGGUUCUUCUUAGCUACCUUUGUAUUUGGACACCACUCACAUUACUGUUUUGAUAAGUUGUGAGUGUAAAAUGCAGCAAUGUGGGGAAUGUUUUGGUACUAUAGAGCCUACCAGUCAUCUCAAAGGCAAGCAAUGCAGGCUGGAGUGCCUAGCCUGACAUACUUUGCAGUAUUUAUAGUCUAUGAGGCUAUUUAAAUCCUGGAUAUUCUUUUUAUAUGUCAGCCUUGCCCAAGGUGAAGUAUAACCAGUGAUGGCUUAAUAGUAGGGUCAUUCAUGGAAAGGAAAAUGUUUUGUACCAAACCUGGAACAAACCAUCACAUUCCAGAAGUUCUGCCAAGCCAUUUUAGAUAAGCUGCAGUUGAGCAGGAACAAAAGACUGAAUAAUGUGAUUAUUAUGAGUUUGGGCUAAACCAAAAUCCAGAUAUCCUGAGUGAUUCUACAAGGCAAGUAGGAUAAGCCUGGUGUGCAUCACUCCCUUCAGCAGUCUCCAGUGUGGAUAUCCCACCAACCUGCCUACCUCUCCAAAUCUUCCCACUACCUUCCCUUCUUCAACCACUGCUGCCAAUGUCCUUAACUAUAUCCCUGCCCUGUACCACUUCUUCCCAGAACAAAACCAUCCAUUUUGUUCCAUAUGUGGACCAAAAUGUACUUCAGUUUGGACAUGGAUUACUUGAAAUAUUUUGUGCAUCCAUAUUUAUAUUACCACAAUCCUGUUAGUGGCCUGACUUAAUGACUGGCCAGAAAUCAAGUGAGCUCCAUAAUAUACAAUACACUUGAACAUGAUGUAGAAUACACUGUAUUAAGGCAGCUUUGGUAGGCCAUGAUCCUUAAGGUGAUUCAAUCAGUUUGAAUACCGUGAGUUCAUCGAAAGGCGGAGUCGUCAUUAAUAGCUGAAGUGUGGUAUGGUUAGCUUCCUCUCAUACAGUAACUAUUAUAGUCAACACUUUCAAUGCAGAUGAGACAAAGAGAAACCCCUUUUAAUACCUUGCUUAAAAGUGGUUCUCUUGAAUGGUAUCUUUCCAACUAUAAAACAAAUCUGUAAGCCACAGUAUAGAAUUAGAGCCAAUUAAAGCAACACACGGCACUGACCAAGCUUCUUCAGAACUCCUUUAGCCUGAAAGUUAAAACAGUAUGGAAGAUAAGCAGAAGGGUAGGCAUAAUGGAAAAAUCCUAAAAUUUGAGAUGAAUUUUAUGAAUACACUGAAGAGAGUAGGUUGUCUCCUUGAAAUCUACAUUUUGUGGUAUACCUACCUCCAUAAUCUUCCCAAUUAUUUGAAAACACAUGCUUGAGGUCUUCAUCAUGGUCUUUUUCUUUUCCUUGUUUUUCCCUUUAAUGUUCAUUAUUUGGCACUUGAAUUGUUUCAAAUAAAGAUAUUGCCUACUGUA
Molecule: messenger RNA, 4587 nt
Organism: Python bivittatus (Burmese python)
Lineage: Eukaryota; Metazoa; Chordata; Lepidosauria; Squamata; Pythonidae
Gene: UBR7
Product: ubiquitin protein ligase E3 component n-recognin 7
Cellular component (GO): cytoplasm
Molecular function (GO): zinc ion binding; ubiquitin protein ligase activity
Source: RefSeq, a predicted model, not a curated record